CCCAUGCUAUUUUAACCGAUAUUGACCCGCAAAGUCAAAAGAUAAAUGGCGGUCAUGGUAAAAAACAUGAUGAGUAUACUGAGAAAUUGCGGAAGUUAUUGGUUGGUUUUUCUGAAUAUCAAGAAUUAAAAAAGUUUUGGAA
Molecule: messenger RNA, 142 nt
Organism: Racocetra persica
Lineage: Eukaryota; Fungi; Glomeromycota; Glomeromycetes; Diversisporales; Gigasporaceae
Source: the annotation of a GenBank genome assembly